Molecule: messenger RNA, 399 nt
Organism: Colletotrichum lupini
Lineage: Eukaryota; Fungi; Ascomycota; Sordariomycetes; Glomerellales; Glomerellaceae
Exons: 3
Coding region: 1-399 (132 amino acids)
Cellular component (GO): membrane
Molecular function (GO): transmembrane transporter activity
Source: RefSeq, a predicted model, not a curated record
AUGUCAACUCCGUCGAUUCGCCGUUGGUACCACUGGUUUGCACCUACCGAUAGCCCAGAGGAGAGGAAACUGAUCCUCAAACUCGACUUUCUCAUCGUACCAUAUGCUUUGUUUUCCAUUGCAGCUAACAACAAUAUAGACAAUGCCUACGUUUCUGGAAUGGCCGAUGAGCUCGGCUUCCACGGCAAUGAGCUCGUCCAAUUCCAGACCAUCUUCGUCGUGGGCAACGUAGUCGGUCUUUUGCCGUUUAUCUACCUGUUUCCAAGAGUUCCGAUGCAUGUGCUUGUUCCGACCCUAGAUCUGGGUUGGGGCCUGUUCACCCUGCUGCAGUAUCGUGCUCAGAGCUACGCGGAAAUAAUGGCAUAUCGAUUCAUGGUGGCCAUCUUCGAAGGAUACUAA